Cordyceps militaris CM01 is the source of this 2382-nucleotide messenger RNA. RefSeq names its product neutral ceramidase precursor. The transcript has 2 exons. Gene Ontology annotation, cellular component: extracellular region. Gene Ontology annotation, biological process: long-chain fatty acid biosynthetic process; ceramide catabolic process; sphingosine biosynthetic process. Gene Ontology annotation, molecular function: N-acylsphingosine amidohydrolase activity. The record is from RefSeq and is a predicted model, not a curated record. Lineage: Eukaryota; Fungi; Ascomycota; Sordariomycetes; Hypocreales; Cordycipitaceae. Bases 1 to 2382 code for a protein of 793 amino acids.
AUGGCACCGCCGGCCAAGGUCAGCAAGCCUUUGCCUGAGAAGGGAAGCCUCGGAAACCUCGAAAAGUUGUCUACGAAGCAGCGUAGGUCGCGAUCUUCACUAUGCGGCAACUGCAUGAUCGUUCUCGUGCUGGCUUUUGCAUGCGUCAUCGCCACUCUCCGCCUGUUUGGCACAUCCACCGACUUGCGCCCGUGGUCGCGCCUGGGAGACUGGGGCGCCUAUGAGUUUGAGGAUACCGACGAGCCUCUCGCCGGCCUACCCGCACCGCAUGAGACGGAUCGCUAUUUGCUGGGCGUUGGCAAAGCCGACAUUACCGGUCCCGUCGUCGAGCUCAACCUGAUGGGCUAUGCCGAUACAAAUCAAAUCGGAAGCGGCCUGCGCCAACGCCUAUACUCGCGUGCUUUUAUUGUCGGCGACGUCGAUAACCCCAAGGACCGCUUCGUAUAUCUCGUUCUUGACACGCAGUCUGGCGAUACUGCUGUCCGGUUUGGCAUUCUCGGCGGCCUGCAGAAACUCGGCCCCGCAUACUCCAUGUACAACCACGACAGCCUAGCAGUCACGGCCACGCAUUCGCACUCUGGACCCGGCGCCUGGCUCAACUACCUUUUGCCGCAGAUUACCAGCAAGGGCUUUGACAAGCAGAGCUAUCAGGCUAUUGUGGACGGAUGCCUGCUCUCGGUCCAGCGAGCGCAUGAGAGUCUGGCUGUGGGCACGCUCAGUGUCGGGAAAACUAAGAUUUUUGGCGCCAACAUCAACCGCAGUCUAUUCUCGUACUACGCAAACCCUGAAGAAGAACGUGCGCGCUAUAAUAUCAGUGUCGAGGACGACGGCUCGGUGGAAAAAGAGAUUACUGUUGUCAAGUUUCGGAGAGAGGCCGAUGGCAAAAACAUUGGCGUAUUGACCUGGUUCCCUACGCACGGCACUUCGAUGCAGGCGAAUAACACGUUGAUUACCGGCGACAACAAGGGACUCGCAGCGGAUCUGUUUGAGCGCCAAGUGCGCGGGGGAAGUGACGAGACUGACGACUUUGUGGCCGGCUUCUCGCAGGCCAACAUGGGAGACGCAAGCCCAAACGUGCUGGGUGCAUACUGUGAAGAUACGGGUGAGCCUUGCGACUUCAAGACUAGUAGCUGCAGCGAUGGACGUCCCGGAUCGUGCCGCAGCCGCGGGCCUUUGUACCUCAAGAAUGACUACGGGGCAUCGUCCUGUUUCGAGAUUGCGCGGCUGCAGGCCGAAGGUGCGAUGAGAGUGUACAAAAGCUUGAGCAAGGAGAACAGGGUCAGGGGCGUGGGAGUCAAGGCAGUUCACGAGUUUCACGACAUGGCCGGAUAUGAAUUCGUGCUUCCCAACGGCACCAUGGCUCGAACUUGCCCUGCGGCGUUGGGUUACUCGUUUGGAGGCGGAACCAGCGACGAACCAGGUCACUUUGACCUGAUCCAACACGGCAGCAACGCGACCAACUCGUCUCCGAUCUGGCGCGUGGUCCGCUGGUUGCUCAAGCCGCCUAGCCAGCAGCAGAUAGAUUGCCAGUAUCCGAAGCCUAUCGUUCUGGACGUAGGAGAGGUGGGACGGCCGUAUGAGUGGACGCCGAACAUUGUUGAUGUGCAAACGUUUCGGGUUGGCCAGCUGCUGAUUGUCGUCAGCCCGGGCGAGGCGACAACCAUGGCUGGACGGCGCUGGAAGGAGGCCGUUGCGGCACAGAGCAGGGAACAGAUGAAGGAAGACUUGGCUGGGCAGGAGCCGAUUGUAGUGAUUGGGGCACCCAGCAACAGCUACACUCAUUACAUUACUACGGAGCAAGAGUACAAUAUUCAACGUUACGAAGGCGCGUCGACACUGUACGGGGCGCACACGUUGGCGGCAUACGUCAAUCGCACGUUGGAAACGCUGCACUAUCUCAAGGCGGCGCACCCGACUUCCCGGGCAGGCCGCAAGGUGCGGCGGCUGCCGCCAGACAACAGCGGCAGGGCCAUAAGCUUCAUUACCGGGGUGGUGUUUGACCGCACGUGGUCGGGCCCGUACGGCAGCGUCAGCCAGGACGUGGGCCGGGAGCGGUUCCGCCGGGGCGAGACGGUGACGGCGCGUUUCGUGGGGGCCAACCCGCGCAACAACCUGCGGCUAGAGCAAACGUACGCGGCCGUGGAGUACCGGUCGGCGGGAGGCGGGUGGACGAGGGUACGCGACGACGCGGACUGGGCGCUCGCGUUUCGGUGGAAGCGGCUGUCGGGUAUCCGGGGCACAAGCGAGGUGACGCUGGAGUGGCAGGUGGAGGACUGGGCGCAGGAGGGCGAGUACAGGCUGCGAUACUAUGGCGAUGCCAAGUCGUUUGGGGGCCGGAUUACGGGGUUUGAGGGUACGAGCUCGACAUUUCAGGUUGGAUAG